UAAAAUUCUCUCCUCUAUCUUAUUUAAGCUCCAAAUUUCAUACACAAAAUAAUUUGAGUUAAAAAUAAUGGCAGCAGCCACAUCUUUUACUACACCAAAACUAACUUCACCAUCAUCAACUCUUCUCCAAUCCCUCUACAAAAAAUUCCCAAUCACAGUCCCUUUCACUUCCUCCUCAUUCCUCUCCUUCCCCAAAACCCUACCCUCUCUCCCUACCUCCAAUCUCCACCACCGUCGUCAUUUCGCCGCCGUUGUUCGCGCCGACUCCACUAAUGGCGCGGAACCUCGCCACUACGAUUUUGACCUUUUCACCAUCGGCGCCGGCAGCGGCGGUGUCCGCGCUUCUCGCUUUGCUACCAGCUUUGGCGCCACGGCCGCUGUCUGUGAGCUUCCUUUCUCCACCAUAUCUUCCGAGACCACCGGAGGCGUUGGCGGCACGUGUGUCCUACGUGGAUGUGUACCGAAGAAGCUGUUAGUGUAUGCUUCGAAGUAUUGGCAUGAGUUUGAUGAGAGUCAUGGAUUUGGAUGGAGUUAUGAGACUGAUCCGAAGCAUGAUUGGAGUACUUUAAUGGCGAAUAAAAAUGCUGAACUUCAGCGGCUUACUGGAAUUUACAAGAAUAUUUUAAAGAACAAUGGUGUCACUUUAAUUGAAGGUCGCGGAAAGAUUGUAGACCCGCAUACGGUUGAUGUUGAUGGAAAACUUUACUCUGCAAGGCAUAUAUUAAUUUCAGUUGGGGGGAGACCAUUUAUUCCUGAUAUCCCGGGAAGUGAAUAUGCGAUAGAUUCUGAUGCUGCCCUUGAUUUGCCUUCGAAGCCUGAGAAAAUUGCAAUAGUUGGUGGAGGUUACAUUGCCUUGGAGUUCGCUGGUAUUUUUAAUGGUUUGAAAAGUGAUGUUCAUGUAUUUAUCCGGCAGAAGAAAGUACUGAGGGGCUUUGAUGAAGAGAUUAGAGAUAUUGUUGCAGAACAAAUGUCUCUAAGAGGAAUUGAGUUCCACACGGAGGAGUCGCCUCAGGCUAUUAUUAAAGCAGUAGAUGGUUCUCUCUCACUGAAGACCAACAGAGGAACAAUUGAGGGCUUCUCACAUGUUAUGUUUGCAACUGGAAGGAAGCCUAAUACUAAGAACUUGGGUUUGGAGACAGUGGGAGUAAAAAUGAGCAAGAAUGGAGCAAUAGAGGUUGAUGAAUACUCGCGCACAUCGGUUCCUUCAAUUUGGGCAGUUGGAGAUGUUACAGAUAGGGUGAAUUUGACUCCGGUUGCUUUGAUGGAGGGAGGUGCAUUGGCCAAAACUCUGUUUGCAAAUGAGCCAACAAAACCUAAUUAUAGAGCAAUUCCAUCUGCUGUUUUCUCGCAGCCGCCAAUUGCCAGUGUUGGUGUCUCCGAAGAGCAGGCAAUUAAAGAAUUUGGUGAUGUUGAUAUCUUCACAUCAAACUUCAAGCCUUUGAAGGCCACCCUCUCAGGGCUGCCAGAUCGUGUUUUCAUGAAAUUGAUAGUCUGUGCAAAGACGGACAAAGUCGUGGGGCUGCACAUGUGUGGAGAAGAUGCAGCAGAAAUUAUGCAGGGAUUUGCUGUUGCAGUGAAAGCUGGUUUGACUAAGGCAGACUUUGAUGCUACAAUCGGUAUUCACCCAACAGCAGCUGAGGAGCUGGUCACAAUGAGGACUCCUACACGGAAGAUACGAGGAGAUUCUCCCUCCGAGGGAACAACGGGUCGUGAGGCUAAAGCUGCGGCAGGACUUUAGACUAAAUCGUGAGGUACCAUAUUGCAGCUCCAUUAUGUGUGCAGGUGCUAUUCAAGAGAUUUGUUAUGAAAAAUCUGGCUCAGGAAAGGGUAGAAGUGAACGGUGGCGUAAAAUCGUGCUUAUGAAGACACUCAAAAUGGCUGGUCUAUCCUGUGGAGCAGAAGACUUGUAUCAUAUUGCUGGGAUUUCUGAGCUUCCAAGGAUGAGAAUGAGAUUGGAAAUUGUAAGCGGAGAAAUAUUUUUGAUAGUGUUUUUUGGAUCUUAUGCAGAAAGCACUUGUUCAUUAGUUAAACUACACUUCAAUAAUUAUUUGUGUUUGUUUAUCAGAAAUUACUUAAAAAUGAAAUGAGAUUAUAUUUUUGAUAAGAAUUAAA
Molecule: messenger RNA, 2112 nt
Organism: Mercurialis annua (annual mercury)
Lineage: Eukaryota; Viridiplantae; Streptophyta; Magnoliopsida; Malpighiales; Euphorbiaceae
Product: glutathione reductase, chloroplastic
Exons: 11
Coding region: 68-1738 (556 amino acids)
Biological process (GO): cellular response to oxidative stress; glutathione metabolic process; cell redox homeostasis
Cellular component (GO): cytosol; mitochondrion
Molecular function (GO): glutathione-disulfide reductase (NADPH) activity; NADP binding; flavin adenine dinucleotide binding
Source: RefSeq, a predicted model, not a curated record